Messenger RNA from Physcomitrium patens, 3060 nucleotides. Its product is annotated as F-box only protein 13. The record is from RefSeq and is a predicted model, not a curated record. NCBI's taxonomy places the organism in Eukaryota, Viridiplantae, Streptophyta, Bryopsida, Funariales, Funariaceae. Gene Ontology annotation, molecular function: protein binding.
UUGGUCCUCGUUGGUAUGGUGUUUUUGUAUUCUUCUGGGUAUCCUUGUGGUGAUCGAGAGAAGGGUCUGUGAGAAGUGUUUAAAAUACGUGUGAUUUGCGGCGUGAGCGGUGUUGAACAAGGCUACUAGAGCGGGAACCAACUUUAGUUAAUUCAUUUAUUUAUGUUAUUAUUUUUUUUCUUUCCCCUAGCGUCGUUGGCAUGAGAGAGAGAGAGAGAGAGAGAGGGACAGUGGGAGGCAAACUAGACACUUACGAGCGAAAGAGGUGAAGCGCUAGAAUUCCGCUGCUGCGGCACCAGUUGGGUUUUUCCAUCGAAGGUUCCUGCUACGAUUGCAUUUCAGAGCCGAAAAGCAUUCGAAGAUUUGAUUGCGAUAAUUGCAGAUGUUGUAUGAAUCAUUCGGUGUAGUCGAGAGAGAGAGUGAGUGAGAGAGAGAGACACCGACCUUGCGAGUCUAGUGAGGUGCGAACGGCUUGUGCUAUGAAAGUGGAACUAAUUUUUGUCGGACUGCGUUUCAACCCUCAGUUGUGGUGUUCAUUCCCUGGUUGAAAGAGCUCGGUUCCAUUUAGCCGAGAGUCUCUUGUUCUGCCUUGUUUCUUCUAGGCGCUAUUUAUCGGUAGGUUUUUUCCUCCUGUGUUGAAGAAAACAGGGUAGAUAACGUCGGUGUUGUCGCCGUACAGUUCUUUUGCCCUUGAGCGACACCUAGGAGGUGCCUGAGUUUGAGUGAGGCUUGUAAACAAGCUCUAAAUUCAAUUUUACAGUAAGCCUGUUAAAGCUCAAGAGUGCGCUGAGGAGUUUGCUUUUGAUACAGCAACAAUUACGGGCUAUGGUGAGAGAUGUAUAGAAUAUGUUUGAUACUGCAGAGUAUCGAGCUCUUCGGUGAGGUCCAUGGUUCCAUCCUUUUUGUGAGCGGUUGUUAGCGCAUCUUUUGCGUAGAAUUUUGAAGGAUUUAGUGUGUGCUCUUGUUCCGACUUUUUUCUAUCACAAAAAGUAAUCGUUAUGAAUGACAAAGUUCUUCAAGGAGUAUUUUCUUAGUACAGCACUUGCAGCCCAAGGAGUGUAGGCUAUGCAAGUAAGGUACAAGAGACGUAGUAUCAUUUUAUUGGUGGUGUAUCAAGUCCACCGUGAUGAGUUACCAGGUGCGACACUUUCAACCAAGCACCAGCAGGUUUCGUAGUGGAGGAUUCAUUUCUGUGUCACUACGCAUUUCUUCUGGAUGCCAACACUCCAACUGGAUGUCAUCGCCGCACAAACCUGUGCAACCGGAGCCCAAGAAGCGGAAAGCGUGUCCCACAGCCACUGCGUUUCUAGAUCCCGGGCUUUGGAAAUUUCUUCCCGAUGAUUUGUUGGAGAAAGUGGCGGCUUUCAUGCCUUUUCCGGGUCUUUUUAGGUGCCGGGCCGUGAACAAACGACUCAAGGAUUUUGUGUUUUCCGAGAAGUUUCAAGAAGCUCGGGCGUGUGUUCAGUCAUGGAAUGCCUUGUCUCCUACAUCUCAAUAUCUUCUUAUUUUUGCCACAAUUGAGGGGAAGAACAUGUGCACUGCUUUUGAUGCGGUAGCGAAUCGAUGGUUGUGCAUGCCCCCAAUGCGGGGACUUGAUCCUCGAGCCAAAGAUUGCAUAGCAGGAGACGGGGGACUGUUAUGUUUCCGAGACGUGAAUGAGCAAGGGAUUGCGAGUUUGUUUGUCUUCAAUCCUGUCACAGCGAGCUGUAGAGAGCUACCGCCAAUGCACGUUGGCAACUCCAUGAUGCAGCAUAAUUGGCUGUUGACGCAUAUGAUCUUUAACAGAUUCACAAGUUCCUACAAGUUGUUAGUGCUUACCAAGAGAACGUGUCCUCAAGCCCUUGCUCACAUGGAGAUUUACGACUCUCUUACGCAAAUGUGGUCCGUCGACAAUAACUUAUCGGUCAUUGAAAGAAAGUACAAGCUAAGCUUUCCUCCCCAGGUGGGAGCAUGUUGUGACAACUUUUUUUACUUCGUGGCCAAGGAAGGCAUCCUAAGGAAUAGCAAUGUAAUGGGGCUGGUUGUGUACGACAUUUACGAGGGCGUGUUCCGUGAGAAGCUUCUGUACAGAUGUGAACCAAGAUGUCCAGGAAGCAAGAUUGGAGUGCAAGUCGUGGAAUGCAAGGGCACAGUGUACAUGGUGGUUCGCGAGGACGAUUGCAAAGGCACCAAGGGAGUUUCUUUUUGCAGGCUGAAUCCUUCUAAAGAGCAAAAGAUUGAGGACGCAGUGUUGUUUGAGAGUUUCUUCGCCAAGUGGGGCUCCAAGUUCCCUGUCUAUCGGUGCGUUUCUGUGCGUAAUGAGCUAGGCUUACUUCUCUACGACAAGUCAUUUCAAGUCCUGGCAGACGAUUUGUCCGAAGAGCUCAAGCUUCCACCCUGUCCUUUCCAAGGACUAGCUAAUUUUGUCUCCUCCACAUCCCUGCUCUCCUGCAACAAGCCGUUACACGUGUAUUAUGCUACACAGAAUGUGGUCUCCGAGGCUCACUUUCAGCCCAAUGCGUCUGCCACAGUUUAAGCGUAGAAUUGCAAACCUCUUCACCCUCUAACAAGUUUGGUUAUAUUCUUAUUUUUAACUGAAGGUAAUUUUUUUGGUGAUCAAUAGGUAGACAAAGGAAUUGUCUUUGAAUGCUUCUCAGGGAUUCAUUAAUUCCCUAAGGAAGCGGUUUUCUGGGUUAGCCAACAUCUGGUAUGACGUUAGAUAUAAAUCGUAUAGCGUGCGAGGGAUGCACUCCACAUGUGUAUAUAAUGGUUCAAUUUGACGCGAUCUAUGAGACUUACAGCAUCCAGUUAUUUUCGUGGUACAUCAAGGAAUACCCUUGGUUGUAUCUGUAGAGUCCUUGCGGAUGAAACUUUCGUUUUCUCCUUGUGCACAUUGUGACCUUGCAUGUGUAGCUUCACAGGAGUGUACGAGUCUGAAAAUUGUUGUCAUCAAGUGUUUGAUGACUUGUACAUUCUCAAAGAAAGCUUUGCGAAUGUAUUGAGGGGUGGUGUUUUGAUGUAUUAUUUCAAUAUAAUACACAUUCAAUGCAGGAAAAUGUACACAACAAAUCACUUCAUCAA